CAAAAUCAGGGCACUUCACGACUAAGUCAUGUUACUAUUUUCUUUCUACUUUACAGCAAAACGAUAUCUCAAGCAUGACCAACUCUAAAACUGCGGAAUUCUUUCGCAUUAUAUUGGGUCUGAACAUCAUGCCAAAAUGAAAACUGUUCCUGUGGAAUUUAUGGAACAAUGCAUUAGCCACGAACUACGAUCUGCAUAGACGUAACAUCGACACUGAUGCCUCCUACCCGAUCUGCCUCCAACCUAAGGAGUCCCUACUACACUUGUUGAUUUUUUGCACCCUAGCAGAGGAAGUACGACUCCAUGCCUUUUCGACUCUCAGUGUGUAAUAUCCCGAAAAUUUAAACUUACUUAAAUUAAAUAAUAAUAAUUAGUGGCUAAAUUUUUCCUUUAAUGAUAAGGUAAGAUCGAAAUUUUGUUAUUCUAUGUCCAAGUAAUAACAAUUAAUUCUUUAAAUAAAAAUAUAUAUAUUAUGGCAAGAGUUACAAUUAAUAACAAGUUAUGUUAAAUGAUUUCAUGACUUAAAAUAAGAAAACAAAUAAUAGACAAAACAAUUACUUGAACUUUACAAAAAUGGGUCAAAUUGGUUUUGGUAAUAAAAGGAAAAGAAAAAGAGAAAAGAAAAGAAAAAGAAAAAGAAAAAGAAAAAAAGAGAAGAAAUUGAAGAAAAAUAGAAAACGUGAAUUUUCCUUCUCCUUGGCUCCAUUUCAGUUUUUUCUUCAAACAAAACCCACCCAUGAAUUUCUUCCUCACAAUUUCACAAAAGAUCCAUUAAAGGAUUAUAAACUCUAAAAUGGAUUAUUCUUGCUCAAUCAAACUCAUGUUCAUAUAAAAUUCAUUAAUCAAACAAAAUUACCCAAUAACCCAUUUUUAUCCAUUCAAAUUCAUCAACCCAAUUGAGCAAAGGUUGAAGCUCAACAAUGGCUAUAAAUAGCCAUGUUUAUCCCCUCAAACCAUUCACUCAAACCACUUGAGUCUUCGCCGGAAAACACCACCCAAAACACCCCUCAAAUCCCCUGUUUUUUUUCUUUCGCAAUUCUCUCUCUCCUCUGUUUUUCGAACUAACACCACCGCAGCACCACCUUCUGUGGCUGUCACCCUCCGCCGACAACCACCGACGCCCCUCGCCACUACCACCUUGCGCCAACCACCGUGCCUUCGCCUACCCAGCCGCCCCUCUCCCUCGUCCUCAUCUCUCUCGCUCAGCUCCUCUCUCCUCUCGCCAAUUCGUUCUCUCUCUCCUCUUCCUGGUCUGCUGUUCGCACCGUCCCAACACCACCGGAGUACCGUCGAGCCAUCACCGCACCCCGCGACUCUCGUCGUGUCGUCACUUUUCUGCUUCGCCUCGCCUUCGGUCGCCGGAGCUUCGUUGUCCCCCCUGCUCUCUGGUUCACGCUAUUCUGUUGAAGCAGAGAUAUAAAAAGGAAGAGAUAUUACAAGUCUUCCCUUACGAUCAAGGUUGUUAAGCAGGAUUCCAGGUAUGCAUACGAAGAUGGGAUGACGUAGCAGUGAGGUUUAAAUUACGUUAAUUCAUACGACUAUAACAAUUAUGUAAUCCAAGUUUAUGAUCACCAGAUUACGUAGUAUCAGCUAUGCUUAAGCUAUCUAUACAUAUUUCUAGAAUUACUACCAUUAUAAUAGAAGUUUAGUGAUAUGAAAGAAUGUUGCCUUGUACUUUCCUGUGUGGAGAGUACGGCAGUGACGCACCGACUAAGCUAGGAAGGUCUUCCGCUGCUAAUCUUUGUAAUUUAUUAACCUAAUAGUGAUGCUUAGAAGUCGGGGCGUUACAGAGUGGUAUUAGAGCAAAGGUUCUGAGGACCAUUAGUGAAACUCGGGUUUUCAUGCCAACGAGGUUUUAGGAAAAAGGAAAGUUAAAAUGAGAAAUAGGAUAUAAAAAGAAAUAAAAGAAUUAGGUUAUAAAGUUAUAAAAUGGUUUUAAGAAGGAGAUUUAUAUGAUUAUGAAAAUGGUAAAUGAAAUGAGCGUGAGUGUUAGGAACGAGACGGGAACAAUAUUUUAUACUAUUUAUCUACGAUGUUUGUGCAUGAAUAUGUGAUGAUUCUAAUACAAUUAAUGUAUUAGAAAUGGCUUCAAGUGAAAGCGAUCCUACUAAUGGCGGAAAUGGGAACCAAGAGCCUGAUGUUUCACUAGAUGAAAUAAGGGCAAGACUCGACGUUUUACGAAACGACCCCGUUUUCGGAGAUGCCACGGGAGACGUUGCAAACGAUAAUCGAAUGGAUUUGAUGAGGCUCAUGAUGAUGGAACUACUGCACGGAAAUCGACAAAGGGUCAAGACGGAGCAAGAAGAAUGCUCGAAUACGUUUAAAAGAUUUUCUACGCAUAAUCCGCCAACUUAUGACGGUAAGCCAGACCCCACCGAAUUCGAAGAAUGGCUUAACAGCAUGGUGAAGCUAUUCGAUGCCAUUCAGUGCCCCGAAAAAUGGAAAGUAAACUUUGCGAUAUUUUAUUUGAAAGGGCAAGCUGAUCUUUGGUGGAAAACCGCCAAGGGCCUGCAAAGUCAGCCUGGGUUUGGAUGGGAAAGACUAAAGGAGGUUAUGAGAAGCCAAUUCUACCCUCAAUCUCUGCAGCUCCAGAUGGAAUCUGAGUUCAUCCAACUGAAGCAAAGGAACAUGUCCGUCCUGGAAUAUGCUGUGAAGUUUAACGAGCUUGCUCGAUUUGCUCCCGACCUGGUAACCACCGAUCGUCAGAUAAUGAAUCGUUUCGAAGGCUGUUUGAACUUGGAACUUCAAGAGAAGCUUGUUGCACACAUGAGUCAGUCCUACCAAGAAUUGUAUGAUAGAGCUAUCAACGUCGAGCGGAAAAUGAAGCUUCGAAAAGAGAUAUACGAAAAUAGUAAAAGAAAAGAAAAACCCCAGGAUGGUCGAUCCAUCAACAACUCCAACAAGAGGCUGAACAUGGGAUUCUCAGAGAACAAUCAUUAUCAAAGACCGUCUCUCCAAUGUUAUAAGUGCGGUAAGCAAGGGCAUUUGGAAAAAGAUUGUCGACAAGGGACAGGUAAAUGUUUCCGAUGCGGUAAAUGAGAUCAUUUGGUUAGAGAUUAUCCCAUGCCAGACUCUCGAAACCAUCACGCGAACAACUACGAUCUUAGACGAACUCAAGGAAGCGGACAAAUUUCCGGAUAUAAGGGCAACACAACUAACACCAACAUCAACAGAAAUCAUGCACGAGGAUAUUCACAAGCUGGAAGAGUAUACGUGAUGAAAUCAACUGAAGCUGAUGAACAUGAAAAUAACGAUAAUGAAACCUUCUCUACUCCCGAUGCUUAAAUCUUUGUGCGCAAAUUGACGAACUCAUAUUAUAUGACGCUAUUGCUACGUAUUAUGAUGCUAUUAAGUGUAGUUUUAAGACACGUUUAUGUGUUAACAAUCUAAAUAAAAUAUGAAACUAUUUCCGUGAAAUGUUGUUACGAUUUUUCUCAAGUUUUGAGGAUGAAACUUUUUCUAAGGGGGUAAGGAUGUAAUAUCCCGAAAAUUUAAACUUACUUAAAUUAAAUAAUAAUAAUUAGUGGCUAAAUUUUUCCCUUAAUCAUAAGGUAAAAUCGAAAUUUU
Beta vulgaris subsp. vulgaris (sugar beet) is the source of this 3567-nucleotide messenger RNA. RefSeq lists its product as uncharacterized. The coding region runs from base 2083 to 3039 and encodes 318 amino acids. NCBI's taxonomy places the organism in Eukaryota, Viridiplantae, Streptophyta, Magnoliopsida, Caryophyllales, Amaranthaceae. The record is from RefSeq and is a predicted model, not a curated record. Gene Ontology annotation, molecular function: nucleic acid binding; zinc ion binding. The transcript has 3 exons.